Mucor mucedo is the source of this 1151-nucleotide messenger RNA. Its product is annotated as MOSC N-terminal beta barrel domain-containing protein. NCBI's taxonomy places the organism in Eukaryota, Fungi, Mucoromycota, Mucoromycetes, Mucorales, Mucoraceae. The coding region runs from base 48 to 1034 and encodes 328 amino acids. The record is from RefSeq and is a predicted model, not a curated record. Gene Ontology annotation, molecular function: catalytic activity; pyridoxal phosphate binding; molybdenum ion binding. The transcript is spliced from 3 exons.
AGCCUCCACCCUUUUCUUUUUUUUUCUUCAUAUUAAAAAAAGAUUUCAUGCCGUCAAUAAGUACUCCGACUGUAGAAAGUAUUCAAAUCUAUCCCAUCAAAUCUUGUCACAACGUACAAGUUCAAGAAUGUCAAAUAGACAACUUGGGUAUCCGACAUGACCGUCGUUUUAUGAUUGUUUAUGCUGACACCAAUCGUUUUGUGACUCAAAGAAAGUUUGCUUCUUUAGCUGUUGUUCGUCCCGAAUAUAAUGAAGCAGACAAUACACUCACGUUGUCUGCAAAAGAACAGGAUCCUAUUACUUUGCCACUCACACAAGAUUUAACCAAACUGACAAAGCGAGACGUGAUCCUAUGGAGAAAAACUCUCACCGUUUAUGAUGUGGGCGACAAAGCUGCUGAAUGGCUUACUCAGUUCUUAACUAACCAUCGCCAACAUGAUUGUCAAAAUAAUCAUAACGUUGAUGACCCUAUUAAAGAGACCGACCCCGUCAGCCCUGUUCGAUUGGUUACACUAGAUGAUCCUAAAAAUGGUGUGUACAGCAGACAAGCCCACGAACAAUUGAAAGGUAUUCAUACAGCUUUUUCCGACUGGUCACCCAUCUCAUUUGGAUUUACUUCCAGUCUACAAGAGCUUAACAAGGGCCUUGUAGAAACAGGUAUCAGCAAAGGAAAUCACAUCCCCCUAGAUCGAUUUCGCAACAACAUUACCAUUUCGGGUACAAUUCCAUGGGAGGAAGAUCAAUGGCUCGUAGCAAAGAUUGGAGAAGUUACUUUAUAUAUUAUGCAACCCAUUGCUCGAUGUACCGUUCCUGGUAUCAAUCAAGAUACUGGCGUAAAGGACGAUUGGGAUGGUAAAGGUCCUACUGAUUAUCUCAGAAUCAAACGUCAAUUUGCUGAGCAGCCUGGAGAAGGCCGGUUCUGUUGUGAUGUUGUUCCCUUGACAUCAGGUAGAAUUCGUGUCGGUGACAAGAUCGAGGUACUUGAGCGUAUUCCGCAAGAGUAUAAACAAGAGCCUAUGUCUGCCACUGCUUGAUCCAUAUCUAAUCACUGCUCCAUGGGAAAAUGAAUAAUAAAUAUUUGCUUUAUAUGCGUAGGACAAUCUGUGACGAUGAAUUCUUGUCUUUUUGUCCUCCCAUUGCUUACAAAUACC